Messenger RNA from Drosophila nasuta, 14196 nucleotides. RefSeq names its product histone lysine N-methyltransferase trithorax (gene trx). Gene Ontology annotation, biological process: positive regulation of DNA-templated transcription. Gene Ontology annotation, cellular component: nucleus; histone methyltransferase complex. Lineage: Eukaryota; Metazoa; Arthropoda; Insecta; Diptera; Drosophilidae. The record is from RefSeq and is a predicted model, not a curated record. Gene Ontology annotation, molecular function: DNA-binding transcription factor activity; histone H3K4 methyltransferase activity; zinc ion binding.
GCGAUAACAUCUUGCGACAGCGAGCGUUGCGAAGCUGCUCAAGAAAUUUCGUGAAAAAACGGGAAAAAUGUCGUAAAUAAUUGAUAAAUUAUUGUGCAAAGUGUUAAUAAGUGAUCUGUGCAGUGCUGAGAUAUGAAAUUUGCACGGCUAAAUACCUAAAAAUGUAAAAUGAAAUGCUGCAAACCUGAUUUCUGAAGACUCGGGCUUUUUUUCAUCGUCGUAAAAUACAUACAGACAUACUCUCCGCACUCACACAUACACAUACGUAUGUCGAUAUAUAUAUAACGCGCGGGCGCGAGAGUGUACAAGAGCGAGAGAGCGAGUGUCAUUUGUGAGCGUGAUUGUGUGCGUGUGUGUAUGUUGUUUUGUAUGUUGUCUUCUUUCGGUGAGCGAGAGUGAGAGAAAGAGAGCACAACAAGCGCGCGCCAAGCAGGCGAAUGCGAGAGCAAAGCAAAAACCAACAAAUAAGUGAACGAAAAUAAAAACGAAAAAUACCGAAUAUACAUAUUGAACAAAUCGUGUUUUCGUGUCUUGCGUGUGUUGUAAUUGUUGCCAAAAUAUGUUAAACACAUGAAAUUGUCAACGUCCCUUCACCUGUUCGGCCCCCAACAAGUUGGAUAUACUACGUAUUGCAAAUAGUCAUCGAAAAAGAUUCAAGAAAAUCAAGCCAAGACAAAAUUCGCCACAACAACAACAACAACAACAAGACUACUGUUAAAAGCCGAUGCGCAAAAAGUGUGCUAGGAAAUUGUUGUUGUGAGUGUGUGUGUGUACGAAUAGUAUUUAAUGAUGAUGAUGAUGAUGAUGUAGUUGAUGCGGCACAUCAUCAUCGUAAUAAUGAUAACGAUGAUAAUGAUGAACAUACAAAUGAUGUUGCUGUUGAUGAGGCAGCCACAACAACAACUACAACAACAGCAGCAAACAGUGCCACUACAACAACAACCAUAGUUGAGCAACGUGCCGCGAAAGUACAGCAAUGUGGAAAAUUGUAAAUACGACGAGCAAAAACUCAAAACGCAGAAAAACUAAACGCGCAAAAAGAAGAAUUUUCAUUCUCGACUUGCCAUAAAAAAAAAACAACAACAAACGCAAAAACGCAAAAACAAAAACCGACGAAACACACACAAAAUACAAACGCUGCUGUCGUAAACUGGGCAGAGUCAUAAAGGAAAACCCACCACUUAGCUACAUGCCAAGGGUAGUGUGGGCCAUAACAGCACCAACAACAACAACUACAACAAAAACCAGUAGCAGCAGCAACAUCAAACAGCAAGCAAGGAAACUUAGUGGCAAACGCAACGAAUUGCAAAUGCAAAUGCGAAUAAAAAGUGUGGCAGCAAGUGCGUGUUUAUUAUGGGCCGCUCCAAGUUCCCCGGGAAACCAUCCAAGUCGAUUAAUCGCAAGCGGAUAAGUGUGCUGCAACUUGAGGAUGAUUCUGCGGUGGGCGGCGGUGCAACGGCAGCCACAGCAGCCGCUGCAACAGAGCAACAACAGCAACAACAACAGCAGCAGCAGCAAAGUGAACAGAGCGCUGGCUCUGGUUCAACGCGGGAGAAGAGCAACAAUUGUGAUAACGAUGAUGAUGAUAAUGCGCCAACUGGCGGUACACUUGCCACAAGUGGCAACAAUAGUGCAACAGCCGCCAGCAGCAGCAAUGUGGGCGAUUCUAACAACAGCAGCAACACCGGCAAUGGCAGCACAACAAAUGGUGGCAGUGUAAACGGUGGCAGCAAUGACAAAGGCAGCAGCAGCAGCCAUCAACACAGCAGGAGUACAGCGGCAGGGGGUGGCACAGAGGUCAAGGAAUGCAAAAAUCAAGGCAACAACACAAGCCACAAUAUCGAAGUGAAUGCCGCGGGACAUGCUGCGUCUGCUUCAGCCUCAACUUCAACUUCUACUUCUGCUGUUGAUGUCGCCGAGGACACAAACAACGAUGACGACGAUGACAGCAGCAAUGACAAGAAGCCAGCAGCAGCAACAUCAACGUCGUCGUCGUCGACGGCGGCAGCAGUUGCCGCCUUUGCCUCGUUGCAACGUGCACGCAAAGGAGGCAAUAAAAAAUUCAAAAACUUGAAUCUGGCCAGAGCUGAGGUGAUGUUGCCCUCAACGUCGAAACUCAAGCAGCAGCAACAGCAACAACAACAAUUGCAACUUAAUUGCCCUUCAUCAUCAACUUCUCCUACGUCAACAACAACAACAACAACAACUGAAGCAGCAACACCAACAACAGCGACUGCGAUUCAAACAGGGAAUGGGAUUGGGACGCCUGCGUCGUCGUCGUCGUCGUCGCCAAUAGUGACGGCUGCGAGUGCAGCAGGAGGGGGCGGGGGAGGUGCAGCUGCAAACCCCUUUGCCACAGUUGAAGCAAAAGUGGUCGAUGCAGCCGCAGCAACGGUUGCUGCUGCUGUUGCAGCAAAGGGCGACGAAGACGUUGCAAUGUUGAUGGCUUCCAACGAACAAAUGACCAAUGAGGCGGCAACGGAAGCCCUCACCACAAACACCAGCAGCAACAACAGCGUUAACAACAAAUCGAGCGAAUGCACUUCAAAUGGCACUGGGGCUUCCACAAGUGCCGCAGGGGCGCCAUCAGCGUCCAAUGCGGCAACUGCGUCAUCAACUUCAUCAGCAGCAACAACAACAGCAGGAGGAGCUGCGACGUCUUCAACAUCGACACAGAAGCAAAAGAAAACGGUCACCUUCAAGAACAUACUCGAGACGAGCGAUGACAAGUCGGUGGUGAAGCGUUUCUACAAUCCCGACAACCGUGUGCCCCUCGUCUCCAUCAUGAAGAAGGACAGCCUGAAUCGUCCGCUGGCUUAUUGCCGCGGCAGCGAGUUCAUUGUGCGUCCCUCGAUUCUAUCCAAGAUACUCAACAAGAACUCCAACAUCGAUAAGCUCAAUUCGCUCAAGUUUCGCUCGGUGCCACACAGCAGGAACAGUGCCACAAACGAUCCAGCAUCAAACUCUUCCUCAUCCUCAUCCUCCUCCUCGUCGAACCUCUUCAACUCGGGUUUGUCGCGCGCUUUUGGCGCCCCAUUGGAGGAUGAAGAUGCCGUCUCUGGUGGUGUCACAUUUCGCAAAGCCAACGAGGACAACGAUGAUGAUGGCUCCGCUAGCAGCGAUGACAUGGAUGAGGACGAUGAUGACGAUGAUUUGGAUGACAAUGAGGAAGCUGUUUCCGAGAAGAGCACAGAGACUGGCCCCAGCAUCGAUGACAGGGACAACGAUGAUCGGCAAUUGGUGAUGGACAAGCAUUUUGUGCUCCCCAAGCGUAGCACACGCUCCUCCCGCAUCAUCAAACCGAACAAGCGACUCCUCGACUCUGGGGGCAUUAGCAGCACCAGCAAGAAGAACAUACCGGAAACUGUGUCAAGUGCCAAGACGAAGCCCAAGAACUAUUUUGGCCUCGGUGACUUUGCAGCCGAUACAGCGGCAUCCACAUCAAAGCUGGGCAAGGAAACGACGACGACGACGACGUUUUCCAGCUUUGCGGGUAUGAAGCUGAACAAUAGUUUUGUGCUGCGACAGCCGCGUUUGCAGUUCCAGGACAAAGGCGGACUGUUUGCUGGGGCAGCUGCCAAGUCGGGAUUGCUGCUGUCCACCACAUCCUCAAGUGCCAUUUCAACAGCAAACACAAUAUCCUUUGGCUCACACAACAGUGCCAAUUCAGUUGCCCCAAUGACUUGUGCCGUGUGCACGACUCCGGUGAACAACAAGGAUGCCCCGCUGGAGCGUAAAUAUGGUGUGAUUGCCUGCGAGUAUUGCUGCAAGUUCAUCUCGCGUAUGACCAAGAUCUGCAAGCUCUACACACCUGGGAUGCCCAGCCAGUUGCUGAGGUGCAAGGAUGGCGGCGGUUGCAACAUUCACUCGAAGAACUUCUCCGCAGCUUCAGCUGGGAGUUCCAAUCUCUUCAAGAAGCUUUUCAAGGCACGCUGCACAGCGUGUUGGUUGCGCAAGUGUCUCGCUGCCUUCCAGCUGCCCACGGGUCACAGAAGUCGCAUGAGUGCCAUGCUGCCAGUCAGCAUGCGAGAGGAGACAACGUCUAAGGAUGACAAAUCCCUCGAGCUGCUCUCGCCUACAGCAAGUCUACGCUUUGCAGCACCUGCGAGUUCCACAUCCUCAGUGGGCGCCACAUCGAGCACAACGAUCAAAUGGAAGACCACCGCGGAGACGACAGUGAACUCCAUCAAAUCGAAUCCGUUGGCGGAGAACAAUGUCACCUUUGGCAGCACUCCGCUGCUGCGUCCGGCUAUACUCGAAAAACCGUUGUUCCUGAAGAUCGGGAACGUGGCCAGCGGUGAUCAGAAGCCGGCCAAGGAACCGCUUGGACUCAGUCCCGUUGCCAGCACCAGCACAAGUACCAGUGAAGCAGCUGUUCCCGCGAAGGUUACACGCAAGCAGGCGAAGCAGGAGAAGCUCGAUAAGGAGAAGGAACGCGAGCGGGAACGGGAGCGGGAGAAAGAGAAGGCGAGAGAAAUGGAGAGCGAGAAGCCGCUUAGUCCUGUGACCAAAAAGGUAGCAGAGACAUCAACGACAGCGCAGGAAACGCAAAAGGAGGAACCACAAGCAACAACAACAGCUGCUUCCUCGUCGAGUGCAACGCAGUCCGCAACCAGCUCAACUCCAAGUCAGUCUGAGACUGUGGACGUGCCUGCAGCAGCUCCGGAUAGCCUGAAGCGACAGCGCAUCGAUCUGAAGGGACCAAGGGUGAAGCAUGUUUGCCGCAGUGCAUCGAUUGUACUAGGUCAACCCUUGGCCACCUUUGGCGAUGAGGAGGACGAUGAACUGGCCACCUCAGAGGCGACACCCGCAGCACCUGCAGCUGUUGAACCAACACCCGAGGUGGUCAAGAAGCCAACACCCAAGUCACCGGUGCCUGUGCAAAUGAUCAUCGAUGAGAACGACAAUUGUGCCACAUGCAAGACGCCGCCAGAGGAGCAGACAGCUGUUGCAAAGCCAGCGGAGACCAAGGCCAGCAAAUCACAUAUCCAAACAGAGGCUAAGAAGCUGGCCAGCAACUCCACUUCCACUUCUACGUCCUCCUCCUCGUCCUCGACAUCGACCAAGGGUAAGGUCACAACCCGGAAUGCGGCAGCAGCCACCGUGACAUCGUCAAGCAGCAGUUUGGUGGCCCACAAGAAGCAACGCAACCUGGAACAUAUCACGAGCACGAGCAGCACAAACGACAAGCCGACGCGUCGUGCUCUAGCCAAGGAAGUGAGUCGCCUCAAGACGCUCAUCUCGAUCGACUUCUGGGAGAAUUACGAUCCCGCCGAGGUCUGUCAAACGGGUUUCGGUCUGAUUGUCACCGAGACUGUGGCACAGCGUGCUUUGUGUUUUCUCUGCGGCUCAACGGGACUCGAUCCGCUCAUCUUCUGUGCCUGCUGCUGCGAGCCGUAUCAUCAGUAUUGUGUGCAGGACGAGUAUAAUCUGAAGCACAGCUCCUUUGAGGAUACGCUGAUGAACAGUCUGCUCGAGACGUCGAGCAAUGCCUGCGCCAUCUCAGCGGCCACGAACACGGCGUUGAAUCAACUGACGCAACGCCUUAACUGGCUGUGUCCGCGUUGCACGGUCUGCUACACGUGCAACAUGUCGUCGGGAUCGAAAGUGAAAUGCCAAAAGUGCCAGAGGAACUAUCACAGCACCUGCUUGGGUACCAGCAAACGUUUGCUCGGCGCCGAUCGUCCGCUGAUCUGUGUGAAUUGCCUCAAGUGCAAAUCCUGCGCCACCACAAAGGUGUCCAAGUUUGUGGGCAAUCUGCCGAUGUGCACCGCCUGCUUCAAGCUGCGCAAGAAGGGCAACUUCUGCCCCAUUUGCCAAAAGUGCUAUGACGACAACGACUUUGAUCUGAAGAUGAUGGAAUGCGGCGAUUGCAAUCAAUGGGUGCACUCCAAGUGCGAAGGUCUCAGUGAUGAGCAAUACAAUCUGUUAAGCACUCUCCCCGAGUCCAUUGAGUUCAUCUGCAAGAAGUGUGCUAGGCGAUGUGAAGUCUCACGCAACAAGGCCGAGGAAUGGCGUCAAGCUGUGAUGGAGGAGUUCAAAUCGAGUCUCUACAGUGUGCUCAAACUGCUCAGCAAAUCCCGUCAAGCCUGCGCUCUGCUCAAGCUCAGUCCGCGCAAGAAACUUCGCUGCACAUGCGCCGCAUCGGUCACAAACAAUGCUCAUGGGAAGACGCACAGUCAGGGAAGACUGCAACCGAAGGCGCUGCAGUUCAACUACAACGGAUUGGGAAGCGAUGGCGAGUCGCAGAACAGCGACGAUGUCUACGAGUUCAAGGAACAACACAGCAAUGCUCACAACGUGCACAACCCGAAGCCUGCGACGCCAGUUCCCUGCAGCUGUCUGCAACCGCUGGCGCAACCGCAAUCCUUCAGCCUUGUGGACAUCAAGCAAAAGAUUGCGGGCAAUGCUUAUGUGUCGCUGGCCGAGUUCAACUACGACAUGAGUCAGGUGAUACAGCAGAGCAACUGCGAUGAACUGGACAUUGCCUACAAGGAGCUGCUCAGCGAACAGUUUCCCUGGUUCCAGAAUGAGACGAAAGCCUGCACUGACGCCUUGGAGGAAGACAUGUUCGAGUCGUGUGGCUACGAGGAGCUUGAGGAUUCUCCCUCGACCUACACCGAGCAUCACACAACGUCUCAGGCGCCUCGCUCUGGAGUGCUCGACAUUCCCCUCGAUGAGGUGGAUGAUCUGGGUGCUUGUGGCCUGAAGACGCGACUCGAUUCGCGCGUCUGCCUCUUUUGCCGCAAGAGUGGCGAAGGAUUGUCCGGCGAGGAAGCGCGUUUGCUCUACUGCGGUCACGACUGUUGGGUGCACACCAAUUGUGCCAUGUGGUCCGCUGAGGUGUUCGAGGAGAUCGAUGGAUCGCUGCAGAAUGUGCAUAGCGCAGUGUCGCGAGGACGCAUGAUCAAGUGCACGGUGUGUGGCAAUCGAGGCGCCACCGUUGGCUGCAACGUCAAGGCCUGUGGCGAGCAUUAUCAUUAUCCCUGUGCGCGCAGCAUCGAUUGCGCCUUUCUCACCGACAAGUCCAUGUAUUGUCCCGCACAUGCUCGGAACGCCUUGAAAUCGAACGGUUCUCCCAGUGUCACCUACGAGUCGAACUUUGAGGUGUCGCGUCCGGUUUACGUGGAACUCGAUCGCAAGCGGAAGAAGCUCAUUGAACCGGCGAAGGUGCAGUUCCACAUUGGUUCGCUGGAGGUUCGACAACUGGGUUCGAUUGUGCCGCGUUUCUCCGACUCCUUUGAGGCAAUUGUGCCCAUCAAUUUCCUGUGCAGUCGCCUCUACUGGUCCUCUAAGGAACCCUGGAAGAUUGUCGAGUACACGGUGCGCACCACGAUCCAGAACAGUUACUCCACGACGCUGACACUCGAUGCGGGUCGCAAUUUCACCGUGGAUCACAGCAAUGCGAAUGGUUCGUUGGUGCAAUUGGGUCUAGCGCAGAUUGCGAGGUGGCACAGCAGCCUGGCACGCAGCGAUGUCUUGGAUGGCAACGACUGGGCCGAGUUCCCCAACUCGUAUGUGCCGCAAGAUGAGAACACGGAGGAGGAACCGCAGCAGAAUGCGGAUCUGUUGCCACCCGAGAUCAAGGAUGCCAUAUUUGAGGAUUUGCCACACGAACUGCUCGACGGCAUCUCCAUGCUGGACAUUUUCAUGUACGAGGAUCUCGGUGACAAGACGGAACUCUUUGCCAUGAGCGAACAGUCCAAGGAUGGCACCACAGCCAUCCCAUCGCUGGGCGCCGCUGGCGUCAGUUCGGUGAGCAUCUGCGAUGAGGAUACGCGCAACUCGAAUAGCCUAAGCAAGCAGCUGGAGCUAAGCAAUGGCUGGCCAGCCAGCAACCCAGUCGAGGAUGCCAUGUUAUCAGCAGCUCGCAGUUCCAGCCAGGCCAAAACAGCGCUCAAGAAGACAGCCACAGCUCAGACACGUUCCUGGGCCAAGCUCGAUGGCAGCAGCGUGGCAGCGUUUAAGCGUCGCAAGCUCUCUAAGAACCUGGCCGAGGGAGUGCUGCUCAGUCUGAAUCAGCGCAGCAAGAAGGAAAUGGCCACCGUGGCAGGAAUCACGCGUCGCAGCAGCGAAACCUCAACGGAUGGAGCAACGGCAGCGACUGCGAUGCGCAGCAAGAGCUUCACGUGGAGCGCAGCAAAGCGUUACUUCGAGAAGAGCGAGGGACGCGAGGAGACAACGUCCGCCAAGCUAAAGAUUAUGCAAAUGGAUGGCGUCGACGAUUCCAUCACCGAAUUCCGUAUCAUUGGCGGCGAUGGCAAUCUGUCGACUGCUCAGUUUACGGGUCAAGUGAAGUGCGAACGUUGUCAGUGCACUUAUCGCAACUACGAUUCGUUCCAGCGGCAUUUGCCCAGCUGUGAGCCGAUGUCCACCAGUGAAUCCGAAUCGGACACCGCUUCAAGUGCUGCAGCUGCUGCCCAGCUGAGUGCCGAGAGCUUGAACGAACUGCAGAAACAAGCGUUGGCUGCUGCGACUUUGAGCAAUGCCGGAGGUCUCAACUAUUUGCAGACAUCGUUUCCUCAGGUGCAAAACCUGGCCACAUUGGGACAAUUUGGAGUGCAGGGACUUCAGGGAUUGCAGCCACUCCAGUUGCAGCCUCAAUCGCUGGGCAAUGGCUUCUUCCUGUCACAGCCAAAUACAGCACCGACUACGAGCAAUGCCAACGAUGAGCUGCAGUUGUAUGCCAACUCUUUGCAGAGCUUGGCUGCCAAUCUCGGCGGUGGCUUCGCGCUGACGCAGCCCACAAUGAGUGCCACACCACAACCUCAGCUGAUAGCGCUCUCCACGAAUCCCGAUGGCACGCAGCAGUUCAUUCAGUUGCCUCAAAGCAACGGCGCUACCACGCAGCUGUUGCAGGCAACGGCGCCAACAGUGCCCCAAGCAACAACCUAUCAAACGCUGCAGGCGACCAACAGCGACAAAAAGAUUGUAUUGCCACUGCGUGGCACUGGGAAACCUCUGAAAACAGUGGCCACCAAAGCAGCGCAACAGGCCACAGCGGCAGCUAAGCAAAAACAAUUGAAAUCCGGACAUGGAGUGAAGCCGAUUCAAGCAAAGUUGCAGCCACAUCAGCAGCAGCAGCCACAACAACAGCAGCCACAGUUGAACCAUCAGCAGCAACAACCGAUCACAGUGGCAACGAAUGGUGCCACACAGCUGCUGGGGCAGAAUCUGUUGCAGCCACAGCUGCUCUUCCAGAGCAACGCGCAGCCGCAGACGCCGCAACUGUUGUUGCCACAAACGCAGACGCCGAACAUCAUUUCGUUUGUCACAGGCGACGGCAGUCAGAAUCAACCUCUGCAAUACAUUUCGAUACCCACAACGAACGACUUUAAGCCACAGCAGCCAACGGCCACGCCCACUUUCCUGACAACCACCGCCCCAGGAGCAGGCGCCACUUUCCUGCAAACGGAUGCCAGUGGCAACUUGAUGUUGACCACGGCGCCAACCAAUUCGGGACUGCAAAUGCUAACAGGUCCACUGCAAACGCAGCCUCAAGUCAUUGGCACUCUCAUUCAGCCGCAGACGUUGCAGCUGACAACCGGAGCGGAUGGCACACAGAAUGCUGCCGCUCAGCAGCCGCUGAUCUUGGGCGGAGCCACAGGAGCAGGAGCAACUGGCUUGGAGUUUGCCACAGCCACGCCUCAAGUGAUUCUUGCCACACAACCGAUGUACUACGGUCUCGAGACCAUUGUGCAGAACACAGUGAUGUCAUCGCAACAGUUUGUGUCCACUGCGAUGCCAGGUGUGCUCAGUCAGAAUGCCAGCUUCUCGGCGACAACAACUCAAGUGUUUCAGGCGAGCAAAAUCGAACCGAUUGUCGAUCUGCCCGCUGGUUAUGUGGUGCUCAACAAUGCAGUGGAUGCCAAUGGCAGUGCAGGCAGCUUUUUGAAUGCCACCAGCGUGUUGCAACAGAGUCAAACGCAGGCCACGGAGGAUGCCACCACACAACUGCUGCAGAAUGCCAGCUUCCAGUUCCAAACAACACCGAACACAACAUCCACAGCCCAGGCAACCAUGUCGGAUUAUGGAGCUCCUUUGGUGGUCACUGCCAAGAUUCCGCCUGUGACGCAAGUGAAGAGGCAAGUGAGUGCACAGAAGGCGCCUAUUUCGGUGCUGAGCAAGGUGCAGCCACAGCCACAGCAAUCGCAAGUGAUCAACAAGGUGCUGCCAACCACAACAACGCAUCCGCAGCAGCAAGCGACGCCGUCGAAGGCAAUGUCCAAUGCCAAUCAACUGAAGCUGGCGGCGCAAUUCCAGCGUCAGCAGCAGGCAGCCGAAAUGAAGCAGAAGGUGGCCACAACGGGACAAACGGGCAGCAACUGCGGUGCACCUCCGAGCAUUGCCUCGAAGCCGCUGCAGAAGAAGACCAAUUUAAUAAGGCCGAUACACAAAGUGGAAGUGAAGCCCAAGUUGAUGAAGCCAGCGCCAAAGUUGCCUGCAACAGCAGCGAACUUGCAGCAACAGCAACUGCAGCAGCAUCAACAGCAAUUGCAGCAGCAGCAACAACAAUUGCAACAGCAGCAACAGUUGCAACAGCAACAAGCAGCCGCAGCUUUGGUUAGUCAACUGCCCAAGGUAACAAUGUUGCCGCAACGGUUGCCGGCUCAACUGCAACCACAGCAGCAGCAGCAACAUCUGCAGCCACAGCAACAGCAGCAACAUCUGCAGCUGCAGCACCAGCAACAACAGCAGCUGACAACAGCACAACUGCAGCCAGCCCAACAGCCGAUCAUCAGCAUUGUGAACACCGCAGAGCCACAGGCAACGACACAGUUUGUCAUGACGCCCGCUCCACAAACACAGGCCACCGUGCAACUGUUGCAGGAGCAACCCAACCAGCAGCAGCAACCGCUGGAGCAGCAACUGUUGCUCAAUGGCAACGCGAAUGCGAAUCGAUUGCAGCAUUAUGCGAGCAACUCGCUGCCCACGAAUGUCGUCAAUCCGCUGCAGCAGCAACCACUGGCGGCAAGUGCCACCACAACGGUGGCGCCCCAAAGCAGCAUCACCAUCAACAGUCGGCCCACGAAUCGAGUGCUGCCGAUGCAACAGCGUCAAGAGCCGGCGCCACUCGACACCGAUGUUGUGGUUCAAUCUCCAACGCCACCAAAACCCAUCGAGGAGCCUUUGGCCACCGUCAGCGCCUCAAGUCAAAAGGCUGUGGUCAAAUGCUUUGCCCAACUGGAGCAAAAGUCACCCAACUACGAGCUGGAGCUGAAGAACAAUGCAUUGAUUACUCAAGCGAAUGCCAUCACCAUGCAAGUGCAACAGCAACAACACGAAGCCAACAUCUACACGGAGCCCAUCUAUGAGAAGGAAUCCGAGUCACAGCUGCAGCUGGAGAAGCCCAAAUCCAACGAUCUCAUGCUCAUGGAAGCCACAAGCUGCCAACAGCAACAACAACAACUGGAGCUGGCGGCGAAUGGUUUUCAGUUGACCAGCAACGAGAGCUCGCUGCUGGAGAAGCAUGGCUUCCAUGUGGAGGCCGUACCCAUGGACACCGAGGAUCACUAUGCGAGUCUCAAGAAUGGCAACGAAGUGCCUGAAGAGAUCGACGAAGAUGAGGAAGACGACGAUGACUUCAGUCUGAAGAUGGCCACAUCAGCGUGCAAUGAUCACGAAAUGUCUGACAGCGAAGAGCCCGCGGUUAAGGAGAAGAUUAGCAAGAUACUCGACAAUCUGACGAACGAUGAUUGCGCCGACUCCAUUGCAACGGCGACGACAGUCGAAGCAAGCGCUGGAUAUCAGCAAAUGGUCGAAGAUGUACUUGCCACAACUGGCCACGUGGCAGCCACAGAUGAUGAGGCAUUCACAGCCACAGCCGAGGAAACAGCCGCCGUUGAAGCAGCUGCCAGUUACAUCCACGAAAUGGCUGAAGCCCAUGAAUUGCAGUUGAAACAGUUGCAGGCUGGCGUUGAGCUGGAGGAUCUGAAGAAACCCAAGCUGGAUGUGACUCAGCAACAACAGCAGCAACAAACUGAGAGUGUGUCUGAAAAUGUGGUGCCCACAGCAGCAGCUCCUCAACAACCUCCGCCCAUACGUGAUCCCAAGAAGAUCAGUGGACCUCACUUGCUGUACGAGAUUCAGAGCGAGGAUGGCUUCACCUACAAGUCCAGCUCGAUAGCGGAGAUCUGGGAGAAGGUCUUCGAGGCGGUGCAAGUGGCGAGACGUGCUCACGGCCUGACUCCAUUGCCCGAGGGUCCUUUGGCCGACAUGAGUGGCGUGCAAAUGAUUGGCCUGAAGACCAAUGCACUCAAGUAUCUCAUCGAACAGCUGCCGGGCGUGGAGAAGUGUGCCAAGUAUACGCCGAAGUAUCAUAAGCGCAAUGGCAACGUGUCCACAGCAGCCGGAGUUGGACAAUUGGGCAAUGGAGCUGGUGGCAAUGCAGCUGCUUUGGCUGCGGGUGCAGAUGGACAGACGCUGAUGGAUUAUGGCUCGGAUCAGGAGGAUUUGCAAGAGAAUGCCUACGAGUGUGCUCGCUGUGAACCUUACAGCAAUCGCUCCGAGUACGAUAUGUUCAGCUGGCUGGCAUCGAGGCAUCGCAAACAGCCGAUUCAGGUGUUUGUGCAGCCUUCAGACAACGAGCUGGUGCCAAGACGCGGCACUGGCAGCAAUCUGCCCAUGGCCAUGAAGUACCGAACGCUGAAGGAGACCUACAAGGAUUACGUUGGCGUCUUCCGUUCGCACAUCCAUGGACGCGGUCUCUACUGCACCAAGGACAUUGAAGCAGGUGAAAUGGUCAUCGAAUACGCCGGAGAACUCAUACGCUCAACGCUGACGGACAAGCGAGAGCGUUAUUACGAUGGUCGCGGCAUAGGCUGUUACAUGUUCAAGAUCGACGACAACCUCGUGGUGGAUGCCACAAUGCGUGGCAAUGCGGCACGCUUCAUCAAUCACUCCUGUGAGCCGAAUUGCUACUCAAAGGUCGUCGACAUAUUAGGCCACAAGCACAUCAUAAUCUUUGCGCUGCGCCGCAUUGUGCAGGGUGAGGAACUGACCUACGAUUAUAAGUUCCCCUUCGAGGACGAGAAGAUUCCCUGUUCAUGCGGCUCAAAGCGCUGUCGCAAGUACUUAAACUAGACUAAAACAAACAACAGUAAUAAAACGCAUACUCAGCUGUUGGAAAGCAGCUAAAAGAGAGACGAAGAUAAACAGAGAGAACGAGAGAAUGGAAAAGUGAAAGCGGAACAUGUGUAGUUAACGGUUAUUUCGAUCUAAGUUUUGGUCAAUCGUGAUACAUUUUCAUUAUAGAGCAUACAAAUAAUUAAGUAGAAGUUGUAAAUGUAAGAGUUAAAACGUUGAUAUUAUAUACCACACACAUACAUAUAAUAUAUAUAUCAAGAUAUAUAUUACCCGAUUGAUAUAACCCCCUAACUGCAUAUAGUUAAGCACACCAACACAUCAACACACAAAAACACAAAACACACUCGAUGAUUUCAGUAUUCAGCGGAGAAAUAUGUAUCUAUGAUAUAAUACCAGAUAUAUAUACCAUAUAUCAGUAUAUCUUUGUAUGAAAUUCAGUAUGUUAAGGCUUGACAGAUUCUAUAUUAUAUUAACAUUAAUUACGAUCAAGAUCAACAAUAUAUAUAUAUACAUAGAGUUAUAUAUAAACCACAUAGCAUUAGCAUUAUUAGAUACGGUUCGAAAUCAAGAUUCGAUUUGAUUGCGGAUGGAUAAACAAUUUAAUGAUUAUUUACAGGGGCUUGUGUUAGUUUGUAAAUACUUAGGAAACGCUUCACACAAUAAAACAAAAGCAUUAGGUAAUUAAUUAAUUAACAAUAUAAGUGGCAACAAAUCUCUAAACAGCAAACAAUACAACAACAACAAACAAGCAGAUGAAACUAUUUUAUGGUAGAAUUAUGAGAAUUAUGCACACGCAAAAAACAAAACAAAAAAACAUUGCAAAUUGAAAUUGAGUAUUUAUGUUUGUUGCAAUUGAUCCACAACUAAACUAUUACGAACUAAAGUUAAAACAUAAUUAAACGAAUAACGGAUUAAUUAAUUAAUAUUCACUGGGCCUAAUCUAAUUAAUAUAAAAAACAAAAACCAAAAACACGCAACUAAGCAUCACCAUUUGAAAUUAUUUUGUGAACAGACAACAACACCAACAUUUUUUAUUGUUAUUGUAAAGAAAAAACAAAACCAACAAAAGCGAAAAGCGAUGAAGCAAAUGCAUAUUUAUUAUUCUAAUUA